AGAUUGGUAUUGUUUCCCCUGUCUGUGGUAUCUGUAUUAAGUACUUAAUUAAGAAGCAAAUUGAAGAAACUUUGACCACAAGUUGAAAGUAAAUUAAAAUUCACGUAAAAUUAUACAAUAAUACAAAAGAAAGCAUAUAAAUAGAUGCAUUUUCAAUAAAAAAAUAGUACCUAGUACCACGUGAUGAUUCGACAACUUUAUUGUUAUCAACUGUUGGAUGUGAUAAAGAACAGGAGCAGCUGUCACGUUUUGGCUGGGGGCCACAGCUUUGCCAUGUCAUCUCUACAGAAACAAUUGCAAAAGAUGAAGUGUCCUACACUUCCACCAGUUGGGCCCAGCUCAUCUCGUAGCAGGCGACAGGCGCGUGACCUGACCCCUGCCACGUGGCAGCGGUACUUCGCCAGCGCCCAGGAGGUUCGGUUGGAGAGCGGAGACGUGUUCCACGUGUACCGCGCCGGCAGCGCUGGCCCGCUGCUGGUGCUGCUGCACGGCGGCGGCUACAGCGGCCUCACCUGGUCCCUCUUCACGGAGGAGAUCAUGUCGCGAGUGGAGUGCCAGGUGCUGGCGAUUGACCUGCGUGGUCACGGGGAGACGGCCACAGCGGACGAACACGAUCUGUCCAUGGAGCGUCUCGUCAGUGACGUAAACGGCGUCAUGUGUGCCCUUUUCGGCUCGGACGCGCCACCUACCGUGCUGGUCGGUCACAGUAUGGGCGGUGCGCUGGCCGUGCACACGGCUCACGCCUGGAGCGCCGGGCCGCUGGUGGGCCUGGUUGUCAUUGACGUGGUCGAGGGCACGGCGCUGGACGCCCUCUCUGCCAUGCACACGUUCCUGCGCGGGAGGCCGGACCACUUUCGGUCGGUGCAGAACGCCAUCGAGUGGUGCCUGAAGUCUGGAGCAGUGAGGAACUCAGAAUCGGCUCGGGUCUCCGUCCCAGGACAACUCAAAAACCUGCGGACGGGAGUGCCCGCCACCCGUGACAUAGCCUCCGGGCUGGCCUCGGCGGGCGGCGGCUCACCGACUGCGGGCGGGGCCCAUCCUCCGGCCGACACAAUCGCUGAGGAGGAGGAGGGUCAGGAGAAGGAUCAGGAGUCGGCCGAGCAGCAGACCGUGGCCCACUCGCCACCGUCACCGACUGCAGACCAGCCGGUGUACACGUGGCGGAUAGACCUGGCGUCCACGGAGCCGCACUGGCAGGGCUGGUUCCGCGGACUGUCGCCGCUCUUCCUGUCGGCUCCGGCACCAAAAGUGCUGCUGCUCGCGGGUAUCGAUCGGCUCGACCGCGAGCUCUCCGUCGGCCAGAUGCAGGGGAAGUUCCAGAUUCAGGUGGUGCCUCGCUCAGGACACGUGGUCCACGAGGACGUACCGGACAGGGUGGCCGGCAUCGUAGCCACCUUCCUCAUCCGGCAGCGGCUAACACACGCCCUCGAUGGCUUCCAGACGAUACCCCCUGGAUGCUGAUUCACUGCACUUUCAAGUAUUUCUUCAGAGGCUACGAAAGGGCGAUCUUUGGGUCGAUUCGAAUCGGGUAGCGAAAGUUGCCAACUGCCCAUUCAAGCGACAGUGUGUCACUAAGUGAUGAUUCGGGAAGUUGACUGGCAACAUAGUGAUCGUUUAGCCAUAUGUUUUGCUUCCUUUGUUUUUCGUUUUAACCCGCCUUUCACUAUCCGAUUGAUCUGCGAUUUGGCUGAUAGUGGACCUGCGAUUUCACUCAUCGAGUGUUCUUCUCGUUUAGUUGCAAUCUUAAGUAUUACCCAAUUAAGAUCCAUGGCGAUUGGUUCAGCUGUCACUUUUGCACGGGUAGUGAUGCCGGGUACUCACAUACGAGCGGUGUUUGUGCUAUUCUCUAUCCAUUAUAAUGAAAUAGAAGAGGGUGUCUUGCCAUUGAAUGUUCUUCCAGAUAGGCACAGGAAGCAUCGAUCAAUAUAGGCAGCUGCUGAUUAUGUUUGAUUAUUUCUCUUUCUUGAUGUAUUUUUAUCUUUUGGUGGCAUUACUUGCUUCCAUGUAUUCACUGCGACUUAUCUAUCGCCUCAUAUACAUGCAGCAUACUAUCUGUUGCAGGAAGAUUACGAAACACUGACCUUGUGUCGGCCGUACUUUUAGCUAAAAAUACAAAAGAACAACUGGAUGUGUUACAAGUAAAUCAAACAAAAUUACUGAAAAUGUUGAAAAAGUAACGUUCACAAAAAAGUGAAAUGGUUCACAGUACAGUAAGUAGGUAGUUGACGUCGGAGAACAGUGAAUGAGUCAAGCGUGCCAGCAAUGUGCAGCCCCUAUGCUGUGCACUUCACACACUUUGUGGGGUGACAGUUUCUACCCAUGUAGAUAAUUGGGUAUUGUGAUGUAGUGAUGGCAUUGUAGAUGUGUUGUGAAUAUGUGAAUAUAACGCUGUGUUAUAAGUGAUGUGAAACUGUGCAGAUGUGAGUGCCGGUAAUUGUAAAUUUCACCUGCCAAUGGCGACCAAAGCCGGGUGCUAUUGCCAUUUGAUGACCUGUUGAUAAUGUGUCGUGAUACGGUGUAUUAUUAACUCACUCAAUACAUUAAGCAAAUAUGCAUA
Amphibalanus amphitrite is the source of this 2557-nucleotide messenger RNA. Its product is annotated as protein phosphatase methylesterase 1-like. Gene Ontology annotation, biological process: protein demethylation. NCBI's taxonomy places the organism in Eukaryota, Metazoa, Arthropoda, Thecostraca, Balanomorpha, Balanidae. The transcript has 10 exons. Bases 184 to 1461 code for a protein of 425 amino acids. The record is from RefSeq and is a predicted model, not a curated record. Gene Ontology annotation, molecular function: protein methylesterase activity.